AUGGCGGCUCAGGCGACUGAAAAGCUGCAAGAUCUGGGCUUGAACGGCCAGAAGGACGUGCCCGCGGACGCCCCCGCAGCCGGCCAAGCCGACGCCGAAGACGACUCAGACGACGAGCAAGAGGAAGGAGAGGGUGCUGCAGAUGCUGGCGCUGCUGGUGCCGCCAAAAAGAAGAAGAAGCGCAAGUCAAAGAAGAAGAAGAAGGGUGGCGCUAAGGUCCAGAGCGAACCUCCCCGCGUUCCUGUUGCCAACCUCUUCCCCAACGGCCAAUACCCCGAGGGUGAGAUUGUCGAAUACCUGAACGACAAUGCCUACCGUACCACCGACGAAGAGAAGCGCUACCUCGAUCGCAUGAACAAUGACUUCCUCCAGGAGUACCGCCAAGGUGCUGAGAUUCACCGUCAAGUUCGCCAAUAUGCGCAGAAGAACAUUCGGCCCGGUCAAACCUUGACGGAGAUCGCGGAGGGCAUUGAGGACUCUGUGCGUGCCUUGACCGGUCACUCUGGUCUUGAGGAGGGUGAUAACUUGAAGGGUGGCAUGGGUUUCCCUUGCGGUCUGAGCAUCAACCAUUGCGCCGCUCACUACACACCCAAUGCGGGUAACAAGACGGUCCUGCAACAGGGUGAUGUGAUGAAGGUUGAUUUCGGUGCUCAGCUCAAUGGUCGCAUUGUGGACAGCGCCUUCACUUUGGCUUUCGAUCCUGUAUAUGACCCUCUUUUGGAGGCAGUCAAGGAUGCCACCAACACUGGUAUUCGGGAAGCCGGUAUCGACGUUCGCAUGAGCGAUAUCGGUGCUGCCAUUCAGGAAGCCAUGGAGAGCUACGAAGUUGAGCUCAAUGGUACCAUGUACCCUGUCAAGUGUAUUCGUAACUUGAACGGCCACAACAUUGAGCAGCACGUCAUCCACGGAGGCAAGAGUGUGCCCAUUGUCAAGAGCACCGAUCAGACUAAGAUGGAGGAGGGUGAAACAUUCGCUAUUGAGACUUUCGGUAGUACUGGAAAGGGUUAUGUCCGCGAAGAGAUGGAAUGCUCCCACUAUGCCCUUGCCCAGGAUGCCCCCAACGUCCCUCUACGUCUCUCAUCUGCCAAGAAUCUCCUGAAUGUGAUCAAUAAGAACUUUGGCACUCUGCCUUUCUGCAGACGUUAUUUGGACCGCUUGGGUCAAGACAAGUAUCUCCUUGGAUUGAACAACCUGGUCUCCUCUGGAAUUGUGCAAGAUUACCCUCCCCUUUGCGAUAUCAAGGGCUCCUACACAGCUCAGUAUGAACAUACUAUCCUCCUCCGACCAAACUGCAAGGAGGUCAUCAGCCGUGGAGACGACUACUGA
This is a messenger RNA of Penicillium verhagenii, 1326 nucleotides long. Its product is annotated as methionine aminopeptidase 2. NCBI's taxonomy places the organism in Eukaryota, Fungi, Ascomycota, Eurotiomycetes, Eurotiales, Aspergillaceae. The transcript is spliced from 7 exons. Gene Ontology annotation, molecular function: metalloaminopeptidase activity. Gene Ontology annotation, biological process: proteolysis. The coding region runs from base 1 to 1326 and encodes 441 amino acids. The record is from RefSeq and is a predicted model, not a curated record.